AUGCACAAGUCAUUGAUUGUCCUGGCCCCGAUUUCUUCACAAACCAUCCCAAACCAAGGUAUCAAUGACUUGCGCUUCGCUUCGUUGGCUGGGGUGAGCUGCAUAUUGUAUUUGAUUUGUGUGGUGGGCUACGUUUUUUCUCGUUCGCACAUCAGCCCCACCUUGCGCGGCCUGGAAGCCUUGGAGCCCAAAGGUGGCAUCACAGGCAUAUUUAAGAUGCUCUCGCUUUCCAUUUUUGCCUUUUGCUGCCAGCCAAACGUGCCAUCGAUCUAUACCGAGUUGGAGCAAAGAAGUUACAAACGUAUGCAGAAGGUCUCUCUCCGUGCAAUGCUGCUCUGCUGCUUCGUUUACUUGUUGAUGGGUGUCACUGGCUUCUUAGCCUUCGGCGAAAACACCAACGGCAAUGUCCUGGGCAAUCUUCAGCCGAUGCUUUGCGCCAACGACUGGAUUGUGCGCUCUGGUGUGGCUGGUAUGGCUUUUGCAGUGACCAUGGCAUAUCCGCUGAACAUUUUCCCAAUCCGUUUCUCAGUUGAGACAGCCCUCUUCUACCACAAGCCGCAGCUGGAUCUUCCAGGCAUGCGAACAGGCAUUGCCGUGGUAGCAGUGGCGUGCAGCCUUGUGGUAGCGAUAGCGUUGCCCCAGAUCAACUUGGUCUUUGAGCUCAUUGGGGCCACUACUGGGAGCUUCGUGUGUUUUCUUGGUCCGGGCCUCCUCUUCCACCGACUUGUG
Cladocopium goreaui is the source of this 729-nucleotide messenger RNA. The record is from the annotation of a GenBank genome assembly. NCBI's taxonomy places the organism in Eukaryota, Dinophyceae, Suessiales, Symbiodiniaceae.